Molecule: messenger RNA, 2256 nt
Organism: Phalacrocorax carbo (great cormorant)
Lineage: Eukaryota; Metazoa; Chordata; Aves; Suliformes; Phalacrocoracidae
Source: RefSeq, a predicted model, not a curated record
UUAAAAAAUAUUCUCUGUCCUACAAGAAGUGAGCAGGGGGAGGGGGGAACCCCCAACUGGAAAGUCCUGAAGGGCAGAGGGGUUGUGGUGGUCAAACGCACACAGCGUAAAUGCACCGGAGGUCGCGAUGGCAGGGUGAGCUCUGAGCGACUGCUCGGAGCUCUUGACUUCCAAGCCUCAGGUGUCACGGAAUAACUGCACGCUCGGAAAAAGCUCCAAGUGCAGUCUUAGAAAGCGCGAUGCGUAUUUGGAGGGGGGGGCGAUGCGGGCGGUGUACCCUGGUGAGGCUCGGGCGAGGUCUGCUCUUUGGUGUCACGUUAAAGGGCUCUGUCGGUCACUGAGGACGGGGCGGGAUGUUUCUCCUGAAAGAACAAAGAAUAAGAAGGAAAGAAAUAGAGCUCACCAGUUAUUUCAUAGAACUGUUCUGCUCUUGGAACUGGAUCCACAUGGGCAAGUCUCUGUGUCCGUGCAAGGUGCUGUUGAGCGGCUUUCUGCAGAUACUUGUUCCCAUGUACGAAGAUGUCCUUAGUGGACCUAGGGAAGAGGUUGCUAGAAGCAGCUCGCAAAGGCGAAGAUGACGAGGUGCGAAAGCUGAUGGCAAGCGGCGCUCCCUUCACCACCGACUGGCUUGGGACGUCGCCUCUUCACCUCGCUGCCCAGCACGGCCACUAUUCGACAGCAGAAGUGCUGCUUCGAGCGGGCGUUAGCAGAGAUGCACGAACAAAAGUGGACCGGACGCCGCUACACAUGGCUGCGGCUGACGGGCACACUCAAAUUGUAGAACUGCUAAUUAGGAACGGGGCUGAUGUAAAUGCCAAGGACAUGCUGAAAAUGACUGCUUUGCACUGGGCGACAGAGCACAACCACCGAGACGUCGUAGAGCUGCUCAUCAAAUACGGAGCUGACGUCCACGCUUUCAGCAAGUUUGAUAAAUCGGCUUUUGAUAUCGCUUUGGACAAGAACAAUCCAGAGACUCUGGUAAUGCUGCAGGAAGCAAUGCAGAGCCAGGCGGACACUCAUCCAGAGAGAACGGAUCCCAUCACCAACACUGUGACUCUCACCUCACCGUUUAUUCUUACGGCAGGGGAUGUUCUCAAUCUCGCUAGUCUCAUCUCUUCAGCAAACGCCAAAACAGCCUCAGGUGACUCCCACUCUUCGGUGCAGUUCUCCAACUCGACGACCUCCGUGCUUGCCACGCUUGCGGCCCUGGCUGAAGCAUCGGCACCGCUUUCCAGCUCUAGCAGAGACGCAGGUAAGACGGAGGAAAUAGCGGAAGCAAAUUCUGUCGAUUCUGCCCUGCAAGAAGUGGUUGGCGGCGGAGGGCAGCAUGUCAUCGCCAUUGUAACAGACGGCAUUCCCCUGGGCAGCCUGCGAACAGCCGUCCCCACCGGCGGCCUCAGCCAGCCCUUCAUCCUAACCGUGCAAGACGGGCAGCAAGUUUUAACUGUACCUGCUGGUCAGGUUGCAGAAGAGACUGUUAUUGAAGAGAGAGAUGACGCAGAAGAGGAAGAAAUGCCGCUGGCCAAGAAGCAAAGAGUGGAACAAACUGUAGAUGACCCAAAGGAAGACCAGGACAGCGCUGAAAGGGGAGUGCUCCAGCAGCAGCUGCAGGAGGUGAACCAGAAGGCCCAGGAGUAUGGCAGCCAGCUCACAAGGAAAGAACAGGAGGCGGAGGAAUACCGGCUGCAGCUGGCAGCCGUGGUGAGGCCGCAGCCCAACGGAGCUGAGGUGACGGUGCUCGAAGAGGCCGCCGAGGUUGCCCAGCAUGCGGUGGCCCCAGAGGACAUCAGGGAGUCUGUGCUCUCCAUGCUGGAAACGGAUCAGCCGACUGAUAUCACUGUGGAAACUGUGACCUCCUAAUCCUCGGUGGCUGACUGGGCUUUAACCGUGGAUCCUUUUGCUUGAGGCAGCCCUCAGUGCGAGAGGCUGGCUGCCUGGCGGCCGGAGCCGUUCACGCUUUCAGGGAAUCUUCGCUUCGCCCUCUUUCUUCCAGGGGCAGUCUGGGGGAGAUCUGCAUCGCACCCCUUAACCCAAAGGGAUUGUGAAAAAUUCCUCCUCAAUUUUAUGAUAUUUAGUCAAAUGUUCUGUUUGACACUUCCGCCCCGAACAGCGGCGUGAACUGAUCAUGUAUGCAAAACUACAUACGGCGGUUGUGCAAGACAGCCUGGGAGUCGAGUUGUCUCUGGAGAUACAUAUGUCACUUUUUUACUAAGCAGUUUUUAUUUUUAAAGAUAGUAAAAACCUUCAAGCAGCUGA